Chiloscyllium plagiosum (whitespotted bambooshark) is the source of this 4162-nucleotide messenger RNA. RefSeq names its product acyl-CoA dehydrogenase very long chain (gene acadvl). The record is from RefSeq and is a predicted model, not a curated record. Lineage: Eukaryota; Metazoa; Chordata; Chondrichthyes; Orectolobiformes; Hemiscylliidae. Gene Ontology annotation, molecular function: fatty-acyl-CoA binding; flavin adenine dinucleotide binding; very-long-chain fatty acyl-CoA dehydrogenase activity.
UUGACAGCAUCCUUCCUAUAGAAGGGCAACCUGAAUUGCAUGGAAUAUUCCAAAAGAGGCCUCACCAAUGUCCUGGAACCUCCUGCCCAGCAGCAGCACACCACCACUUUCUCAAGGGCACUUAAGGCCUGGCAAUAAAUACUGGCUUAGCUGGUGUAAUCCAGACCCUAUUGUCACAACACAGGGUAAUAUUGCCCACCACCCACAAUUUUAAACCAGCAGCACAGAAAAACAAUUAUCCCAUGAGAGGCCAAGAACAAUCCCAAAGAAACUGGCAUUCUGCAGCUUGCUCUCUUGUACUGCGCGAUGUACAUCCAUACGCAACUGAGGCCACACAGGCAGUGCUGGAGAAAACCGCCACGGAGGCACCUGUAGUCAAAACCAUAAAGGAGAAGAAGAUAGCUGCAACGGAAUCAAAGUCGUUUGCUGUGAACAUGUUUCGGGGUCAGGUCCAAACGGAGCAGGUGUUCCCCUUCCCCUCUGUUCUGAAUGAUGAGCAGGAGCAGUUUCUCCGGGAAUUAGUGGGACCUGUCAGCAAGUUUUUCCAGGAGGUCAAUGACCCAGCUGCCAAUGACUCACUGGAGAAAGUGGAGGACAGCACAAUGGAAGGCCUGAAAGAGAUGGGGGCGUUCGGCCUACAGGUGCCUUCUGAGCUUGGGGGACUGGGGCUCACCAACACACAGUAUGCCCGACUGGUCGAAAUUGUUGGCAUGCAUGACCUGGGUGUAGGCAUCACUCUGGGUGCCCACCAGUCCAUUGGAUUCAAAGGGAUUCUUCUGUUUGGAAAUCUUGCCCAGAAGAAGAAAUACCUUCCGAAGCUGGCAACAGGAGAAACAAUCGCUGCUUUCUGUCUGACUGAACCUGCCAGUGGCUCUGAUGCUGCAUCAAUCAAAACCACAGCCAAAAAGAGUGACUGCGGAAAGUACUAUAUCCUUAAUGGGGGCAAGAUCUGGAUCAGUAAUGGUGGUCUGGCAGAUAUCUUCACUGUCUUUGCUAAAAUGUCAGUGAAAGAUGAAACAACCGGUGAAGUGAAGGACAAAAUCACCACGUUCAUUGUGGAGCGGGGAUUCGGAGGAGUGACAAGUGGGCCGCCAGAGAAGAAGAUGGGCAUUAAAGCAUCAAAUACAGCGGAAGUGCACUUUGAGGAUGUGAAGGUGCCGGUGGAGAACGUGCUGGGAGAGAUUGGUGGUGGCUUCAAGGUGGCCAUGAAUAUUUUGAACAAUGGACGCUUUGGCAUGGCAGCUGCUCUCUCUGGGACCAUGAAAGGAGUCAUUGCCAGGGCAGUUGACCAUGCUGCUAAUCGGACCCAGUUUGGGAACAAGAUUCACAACUUUGGUGCCAUUCAGGAGAAGGUUGCUCAUAUGGCAAUGCUGCAGUAUGUGACAGAGUCAAUGGCGUACAUGAUCAGUGCAAACAUGGACUCAGGAGCAACUGAAUUCCAGAUAGAAGCUGCCAUCAGCAAGAUCUUUGCAUCUGAGGCUGCCUGGACUGUUACUGACGAAUGUAUUCAGCUCAUGGGCGGAAUGGGCUUCAUGAAGGAUGCUGGUGUUGAGCGGGUGAUGAGGGACCUUCGGAUCUUCCGCAUUUUUGAGGGAACAAAUGAUAUUCUUCGGCUUUUUGUUGCACUCAAUGGUAUUCAGACCACUGGGAAUCGCCUAAAAGGACUGCAGACGGCACUGAAGAAUCCCAUCGAAAAUGCCAGUCUGUUAAUGAGUGAAAUCAGCAAGCGGGCACGAAGGAAGGUUGGGCUUAGUACAGGCAUGAGCCUGAGUAACAGUGUACGUCCAGAACUGAAGCAAAGCGGAGAACUGGCAGUGAAAGCUAUUGAAAAAUUUGGUGGCUGUACAGAAGAUUUGCUGUUGAAAUAUGGCAAGAGAAUUGUAGAUGAACAGUUCCUGCUGAAAAGGGUAGCAGAUAGUGCCAUUGACUUGUAUGCCAUGGUAGUUGUUCUCUCCCGGGCUUCCCGUUCUCUGAGCCAAGGUCAUGCGACUGCUCAACAUGAGAAACUGCUCUGUGACACCUGGUGCAUUGAGGCAUACGCUCGCAUUAUGGACAAUCUGAAUGCCCUCACUUCCAGCUCUGCCAAGCAGGCCUUCAAGAACAUGCGGGCUAUUUCUGCAGCGGUGGUGAGCAAUGGUGGCAUCGUGAAUCCUCAUCCCUUGGGAUUUUAAAAAGGGAAACCACUCUGCCUUGCCAGAUCAGAAUGUAAAUCCACAGUCAGAUCUACUCAGGAUCUAACACAUCAGUCUUUAAAAAUUGGAAGGUUUAAUUACUGACACUGAUCUCCCCUCUCCGUUUCAGACUGGGAAUGCCAUGAUUGGUGCUGUUGCAGUUUUGAGUCCUGGAAAAGUUUUUAAGUAGCAAUGCCCAAAUGAAUUACAUUUAUCCUUGCACUUGUUAACCACUAGCAUUAUCACUAGGGCUUUAUUUAAUAACAGUCUGCUUUAUGGCUGACAAUGGCAUAGUGGUAAUGUAACUGGACUAGUAAUCCAGAGGCCUAGACUAAUGCCCUGGGGACUUGGGUUCACAUCCCACCAAAGCAGCUGGAGAAUUUAAAUUCAGUCAGUAGUUCUGGAGUUGAAUGUCGAUCACAGUCGUGGUGACCGUGACAACUAUCAUCAAUGGUUGUAAAACCCCAUCUGUGUCAUUUAGAGAGGAUAUCCGCUGAUCUUACCCAGUCUGACCUACAUGUGACGCCAUACCCAGAGAAAUAUGGUUUGCUCUUAACUACCAUAAGAUCAGGGAUAUACAACUAUUGUUUGAGUCAGCAACCUUGAUAGCCCAUGAGAAAAUGAAGGAAAAAGUAUUACUGGGUACAGUCUGAUAGAGGUCUGGUUACAUUACCCUGCGAUGUUUGAGGAGGGACAGUAUAUAAGGAGCUUUAUUCCGUAGCUAACACUGUCCCUAUACUAGGAGUGUUUGAUGGGAAUGUUUUACAGUGCCUGACAUUCAUUAAUGUUCUUUACAACUAUUAGACAGAGAGGAGGUAUAAGGUUCUGCCAGAAGCUGCAGCAGGUUCAUCAUCAGUAUGUUGACAUUGCUGCUAUUAUUUGAAACUUUACCUGCAGCUUGAUUCUGCUAAAUAUGUGGGCACUUUCUUUAAAAAAUCAUUCAGUCGAAGGAAGCAAGUCCAACAUUCAUUGUCCAUCCUCAGUUGCCAUAAUUGGCAGUGCCAUUUCAAUGCAAAGUCCCGAUAGUGUCUUCUAUCUUUGCUGAAAAUUUAGUGAUUAGAGUCAUUAUAUAUUUCUCACAUGAACAAUGCAGGUUUAAUAUCUGCCAGUUUAAAUCAGAAAAAUAAAGACAAUUGAAUUGGAAGCUGAAUUUACAACAAAUCAACAGCUUGAACUGCAGAAAUCUCUUUGCUGAAAUACUUCCUGUUCUGCAAGUCUGAGUGUGCUGAGUGUGAUUGGAGAGAAAUAACUGGUGCCAGUGCACAGCAAGGCCUCCCUGAAAGAGCCUAAUUGUUCUGUAUUUUUAUUGGUGUUUUAAAUAGUUCUUUGCAUUGCCCUGUGAACUGUAACCCACCAGCCAAAAGCAAAAAAUGGUGACUCCAGGCUUCAUGGGCCAGAAGCAGCCUCGCAGCCCUCUGCCCCUGAGAGAUGCUGGUCAUGUUCCAAUCAGCAAUGUUGUGUAUUUGCUGGAACUUGCUAACAGUAUUCAUUCAAAAUCCCUGAUUGAAAAGGAUUGGAUCACCAUUGCUGAAAGAAACUUAAAUCGAGCACAUCCUGCUCAUGUAACUCUCACAAAGACUAAAACCAAACCCACCCCCAGAUUCCCAAUUGCUGCAUUAACUUUAAGCCAUACAGUUAUAAACCAGGCAGAAUGUGUUUAUUAUUAGGGUGCCUAUGAUUGUGAUUUAGAGAGAGGAGUUUGGCCAGUACGUAAAUUCAUAUGAACCUUUGUACAGAGAUGUUGACAGGAAUGAAGCAGGCAACAAUUGCCCAUCCUGUCCCCUGUUCAUCAGAAUAAGCUGCAGGUCAUUGCCUGUUUGCCCAGGGAACCACUGGCCAUAUUCAUCCCAGAAUUCAGAUUUCCAACUGUGCGCACAUAAAUGCAAAAGAGUCUUAUCAUAAGAUAAUCAGGCAAAGAAACGCAGGACUAAUCUGUCAUUCUGGGAGCUGUUUGUAGUUUUAAAAGAAUAAACAAUUUAUUAUCCAAUGCA